AUGGAAGUACCCGAAGCUCCUGUCUUCCCUUUACUCAAGGGGAAAGUUGCAAUUAUAACCGGUGCCGCUCAAGGCAUGGGCAAGACGACCGCAGCCGUUUUCCUACAAGCUGGUGCCAAAGUGGUAAUUGCGGACAUUAAGACCGAUCAAGGCGAGGAGGUAGCAAAGGAGCUUUCUGCUCUAGGCGACGUGCGCUUUGUGAAAACAGAUAUUUCUAAGUCGGACGAGGUUCAGAAUCUCAUUGCGCAGACGGUCAAGGAGUUUGGACAAUUGGAUGUUGCAAUCAAUAAUGCUGCUCACUAUCCCGACAACAGUCCUCUGCUUGACUUCAAUGAAGAUACUUGGAGAAGACUGAUGGAUGUUACCUUGACUGGUACGGCACUAUGUGUGAAAUAUCAAAUGCAACAAAUGCGAGAACAAGGAACAAAGGGAUCUAUUGUGAACAUUGCCUCUAUCAAUGCAUUCUCACCCGAGCCCAAUAUGCCCGCGUAUACUACGGCUAAGCAUGCGCUAAUCGGAUUGACCAAGCAUGCCUCCAACGAGGGUGGUCCUUUGGGUAUCCGGGUGAAUGCUAUUGCACCGGGUCCAAUUUUUAGUGAGAUGUCUGCGGCUGCUUUAAAAAUCAUGGGAACGACCCCCGAGGCGUUCGCAGCAAAGGCCACCAGUAUGAGCCGAUUUGGACAAGGCCACGAGGUGGCACAAGGAUCUCUCUGGCUUGGCUCAGAUUGUUCAUCAUACGUUAAUGGGGUAUGCUUGCCUAUCGAUGGUGGAGCCUUGUCAAAGUGGUAG
Molecule: messenger RNA, 789 nt
Organism: Penicillium angulare
Lineage: Eukaryota; Fungi; Ascomycota; Eurotiomycetes; Eurotiales; Aspergillaceae
Product: SDR family NAD(P)-dependent oxidoreductase
Exons: 2
Coding region: 1-789 (262 amino acids)
Molecular function (GO): oxidoreductase activity
Source: RefSeq, a predicted model, not a curated record